GGCUCGUCCUUAUCUCUGGUAGUAGGGGAACAACCAGUCUCAGUCGUGAGUAACAUUUCGUGGAGGAUAACCACAGACACUACAGGAUGCAGAAGGGUGAAAUCUAUGAAGAGUUCAACGAGAAGAGUGCCAAGUACCGGGAGUUGUCUAACAUACUUACAGAGAACGAACACCUACUGACGUGGACGGAUGGGGAGAGGAUUGUGGACGUAGGCUGUGGUCCAGGAGAUGUCACCACACACGUUAUCAAACCCUGGCUCCCGGCAGACUACAGUCUGCUGCUGGGAUUGGACAUCUCCCCUAAGAUGACUCAGCAUGGGCUGACUCAUCACGCUGAUGAUCGUGUGACAUUCGAUACCCUGGAUAUUGGUAGUGACAUCUCGCACUUUAUGUUGAACGACGAGUACUCUAAAGGAUUCGACAAGAUCAUCUCCUUCUAUGUCAUGAACUGGGUGCGAGAUCUACCGACAGGUGUAAAAAAUCUCUUCAAACUCCUAAAGCCAGGAGGCCAAGCUCUGCUGAUGUUUCCUGUCAACCGCAACUUUCAGAAGACAUACAGAAUUAUAAGUGACAGAGAAUCAUGGAGAGAGUAUUUCAAAAAUAUCACAAGAAAUAUAUCACCAUACUUGAAUGGAGAGGAACCUUGUACAGAAUUCCAAGAUAUCCUCAAAGAAUCAGGCUUUGAAAUUGUCAAAUGUGAGACCCACCAAAAACAUGAUGUUUUUGAUUCUGUCAGUGUUCUUAAGGAACUGAUAGAGUCUUUGGAUCAAUACAUCAGCUGUGUGCCCUCAGAGCUGAAGACAUCAUACCUUGAUGAAUGUGUUCAAGUGAUGACAGAGAUGAAAGCUUUGGAAAUAGUUGAUGGAAAGGCUUUAGUCAGUGUAACAAAAAUUGUCUCUGUUAUUAGAAAACCAACAGCAUAACUGAAAUGAAAAACUAUGUAAUUCAAUGUAAUUUGUGUUGAAUAAAAAACACAGUGCUUUAAUGAUUGUGUUAAAUAAAUUAAAUAUUUAUAAAAAUA
Homalodisca vitripennis (glassy-winged sharpshooter) is the source of this 1021-nucleotide messenger RNA. Its product is annotated as juvenile hormone acid O-methyltransferase-like. The coding region runs from base 87 to 923 and encodes 278 amino acids. The record is from RefSeq and is a predicted model, not a curated record. NCBI's taxonomy places the organism in Eukaryota, Metazoa, Arthropoda, Insecta, Hemiptera, Cicadellidae. The transcript is spliced from 6 exons.